Aricia agestis (brown argus) is the source of this 1286-nucleotide messenger RNA. RefSeq names its product ATP-sensitive inward rectifier potassium channel 8-like. Lineage: Eukaryota; Metazoa; Arthropoda; Insecta; Lepidoptera; Lycaenidae. Gene Ontology annotation, biological process: regulation of monoatomic ion transmembrane transport; potassium ion import across plasma membrane. The coding region runs from base 84 to 1238 and encodes 384 amino acids. The record is from RefSeq and is a predicted model, not a curated record. Gene Ontology annotation, molecular function: inward rectifier potassium channel activity. Gene Ontology annotation, cellular component: plasma membrane. The transcript is spliced from 3 exons.
UUUAACACCUAGAAGUCGAGGCAACUGUUUGUGCGUUCUAAUAAUAUAUUUUGCAUUAAGAGUGAAAAGAAAAAGGUAACACAAUGACAGAAAAGAAGAAGAAAUGGCAUAACUAUCUUUACACGGUUACGAAAUUGAGCAAACAUGAGCUUAUUCAUAAAACACAAACUACGUCAGUCCAGCCUGGGAUAUAUUAUCCGAAAAAUUGUAUUACUUAUCCAGAUGAUAUCAACAAGAAAUAUCGUAGAACUGUUUACAAAAACGGUGAAUUUAACAUCGAGCAAAAACGUAAGGCCGGCCAUAAAAUUUCUAAUUAUUUUCUACGACUAGUCGAAACGAGAUGGCGUUGGACGCUAAUGAAUAUUUUCUGCGCUUUCAUCUCCGUGUGGCUGUUUUUUGCUGUGAUCUACUGGAUCAUAUCUCUCAACCACGGUGACUUUAAUAGGAAAAAUAUCCGUCCAAAUGGAACUGAAUUCACACCCUGUAUCAAACACAUGUAUAGUUUUACAUCGGCCUUUUUGUUCAGCAUAGAAAUUCAAUCUACCGUGGCGUAUGGCCGGAGAUCGGUUACUCUAGAAUGUCCGGAGACUAUAAUAGCUAUGUGUUUCCAGUGUAUCGUGAGCUCAGUUUUCCAGUCCAUAAUGAUCGGGAUUUUAUUCGCGAAACUAACGAGGCCGAUACGGCGAACGAAGACGAUCUUAUUCAGCAGGAGCGCCGUCAUAAAUUUGAGGAAUGACCGAUUCUGUUUGAUCUUCCGAGUCGGAGAUAUAAGGAAGUCUAAAAUAAUAAACAUCAAACCGAACGCGUAUAUCGUAAGAUUUAAAACUGAAUACGACGAAUUAAAGAAUUUCGAACAAAUCGAGAUAAAACUUGAGAUAGACGAGUGUGAGUCCACAUUUUUUCUGUGGCCCGUCACCGUUGUUCACGUUAUUGAUGAAACGAGUCCCUUCUAUGGACUAUCUGCGCCAGAUUUACUAUGCUGUGAGUUGGAGAUUUUAGUCGUAUUAGAAGGUAUGAUCGAGUCUACUGGACAACCGGUGCAGGCGAGGACGAGCUACACCGAAAAUGAUGUUUUGUGGGGCCAUAGAUUUUCGUCUAUGGUCACUUACUCGUACGAAAAGGGUAUUUACGAUGUCGACUUUUCAAAGCUAUCAGAAAUUCAUGAAAUCGAUACUCCAUUGUGCUCUGCGCGUGAGUACGACUCCAUUUUGACAACGAUAAAUGGUGAUUGUGAGUAAAUGAUGAUGGAAACAGUAAUAUAUACAAAAAAAAUAUAACGAGUUGGA